GCAGCUGGGACUAGAGAGCUCUGUCUGCUCAGCUUCCAUUCGGCGGUAGACGGUUACCUCGCGCACCACUAAGCGCUUUUUGUUGUGAGACGCAGAGGGUUGCGGAGUCAUGGGUAAGCUUAAGGAAUUCGAUAUUACUUUCACCAACAACAAAGUGGUCUACAGCCCUGGCGAAUCCAUAAGUGGGUCUGUGAAAAUUACAACCGGUACCUCACUGCAAUAUAAAGCCAUUAAGGUGAACUGCCUGGGAUCAUGUGGGGUCUCCAACAAAAUGAACGACAUGUCAUGGACACUGGAAGAGCAAUACUUCAGCAGCACACUGUCUGUAGCUGACAAAGGUACCCUGGCAGCUGGCGAGCACAGCUUCCCUUUUCAAUUUCUCAUUCCAGUGGCUGCCCCGACCUCCUUUGAAGGGCCCUUUGGGAAGAUUGUUUACCGUGUGAGAGCCGUCAUAGACACACCUCGCUUCUCCAAGGACUACAAGGCCCAGAGGCCCUUCUACCUACUUAACCUGCUCAACCUCAACCAAGUGCCCAACAUUGAGCAACCCAGUUAUGCUGUGACCACUAAGAGGUUCAGCUACCUCCUGGUGAAGACGGGCACCCUCAUGAUGAAGGCUUGCAGUGACCAGAGGGGAUACACACCAGGCCAGAUCAUUAGACUAGCCACUGAGAUCCACAACAAGUCAGGCAAGGACACGGGCUGUGUGCUGGCCAGCCUCAUACAGAAAGUGACUUAUAAGACCAAACGGGCUGUGUUCGACCUGCGGACCAUAGCAGAGGUAGAGGGGGCGGGAGUGAAGGCGGGGAAACACGCUGAGUGGCGGGAGCAAAUCAUCGUACCGCCCCUCCCCCAGUCUGGCCUGGCCGGCUGUAGCCUUAUAGAGAUCGAUUACUUCAUCCAGGUAUCACUAAAGUCCCCCGAGACAGUUGUCACUUUACCCAUCUACAUCGGGAACAUCGCUGUCAACUUGAUCCCGUCACGACCUAUGCCCUCAACUCCAGCCCCAACAACCAUCAGCCCCAACCCCGGCCCAGAAGGGGUUACCCCGAGCGCGCCCCCGGCUGAGGAGGACUUGGAAGAGGUGUUGGGUGCAGGGGGUUCAGUCAGCGAGGAGAUCCCCACAAAGAGUCACUCCCAGCAGGACCAAUCCGGCCAGCCCCCCACCAUGUCCCCCAGUGCAUUCAGCUACGCUCCCGCUGUAGAUUUCCCCCCCAGCCAGCGACGUGCCGAUGACACCUCGGCGCCUCUGUUCUGUGUGUCUACUGGGGCCACCAUCCCCUUCUUCACAGAAGGAAACGCCACCCCAGUACCCACGUCCUGUCCUCUCAUACUCCCGCCUGAGUACAGCACCUGGGACUUCACACAUGAACCCCCUCCCACAUAUGAGGAGAGCUGCAGCAGUAACAACUCCAGCUUCAACAACAGCAGACCGCAGGAGUGAGGACUGAGCAUAAUGCAGCUCACAACCACAAUUACACUCCCUAAAGGACCAAUAGGAUACUGCAACCCUUUCUCCAAGUGCACAGAACAUGCUCUCCUCCUAAAUAUUACCUUAAAAAAUAUAUUUUAAAGGGAUCAUAUCAGAUUUUGUAUUAUAGUUUAUACACCCUUCUCCCUGGCUUAAAGGACCUGCUGUUAUAUAGAUGGAAUGAGAGUGCAAAGUCCCUGUGCAUAACAGGAGGACUUCAGAGACAACUUCUAGAAGGUAGGAUAUUCCAUAAUUGGAGGCUAUUGGAGACUAAACGUAGUGGGUAAUACAAAUUGUGAAUAUUCUGGCAUUGUUGACUUGAAAUUGUUGUAGGCCUGCUACUAUAUCUCCUUUUCCAUCCUUCAAACACAACCAAAAUCUGGCCUUUAUUGUAGUUUCCUUCCAAAUGUGCACACUACUGUAAUUCCGAUCCACUUCCACCGCAGUGGCUCCCUCUUUUGAUGAGUGGAGUAGGGGUGGCCUAGCUGGACAUGAGGUCCUUAGCAUGUCUACCCCCUGGUGGCCAUUAACGGAAGAGAAUGGAGCCUAUUGGAAAAGCUUCAGACCUUCACUAAAGUAUUGGAGUUCAAUGAUGCCUGACGAAGAACAUACUCCAUCAACCUGUGAUCUACUGACAAGGGACUUCUGGAAUUUGCAUCUUAUCUUGUCACACCUCAUCAUCCUGAAACAGACAAGCGGGACAUUGUACUCUUGGGUAUGCAGGGGAACUACGUAGCAAGGGUUGAUAUGCAUUUAUGACAUCUGAUGCAAACACCAACUUUUCUUUCACCUUCUUUACCCUGAAUUAAUGGAGAUGAUCUGUUGAUUUUCCCCAUGUGGCCUUAACUCAUUCUGUUCUACCUACAUUACUAUGUGCUGAUGAAGACAGUUGUCUUCAGGGUUGCUGUUGCUUUUGAAAUGGCAGUCAAUGCUGAUCAAAUGUGUUGGUGUGACAACCAACAGUGUUAAAUGUUCAAGCACAAGACAGCACUUUUUGACAGUUUGAAAACUGCAUGUAUAUGUUUUUGUGUGUGAAUGAGUAUAUAGUGUACCAGUUUCUGUGUGAAUGUGUAUAAAGUGUACCAGUUUGUGUGUGAAUGUGUAUAAAGUGUACCAGUUUGUGUGUGGCUGAUCGCCCCUCCUGUCUUUGAUAGUUGAUAGCGUUGGACAUCUCAAUUUGAAAGCCAAACAUCAGGCAAUAUCAUCCACUCUGUUUGUAUGACUGUUUGUUUUGUAUGUCUGUCUUGUUUCUGUCUCAAUUACAGCAUCCUUUUUUAUUUAUAAGCCAAUCUCAUUGUGGCUUAUGUAUUCACAGAGUUGCAUGAAACAACCUUGAGCAACUGCUGUGGGAAUACAUGUACCGUCAUCCCUCCUCAAAUGGUAGCCUAUGUAGUACAGUCACAGCCUUUAAUACCAGAAAAUAGAUUGCAGAUGAUAUUGGGAAUUGAUCUGUGGUUCUGACCACUGCUCUAUACUAAUUUUUUAUUUGUAUUUUACCUUUAUUUAACUAGGCAAGUCAGUUAAGAACAAAUUCUUAUUUUUAAUAAGGUAUCAGCUCUGAAAGAACCAUAGAAAUUACACCUGUAUUUACCAUGUGCUAUUCCGUUAUCUCCAAGAUUGCUACGGCAGCUUGGUUCUCGAGUCAUUUCAGGCUGCCUUUAUCAAUCCUGCCCCAUUGUUUGUAUUUCUCUUCACGAAAGUACUAUAGCUUUAUAAACCCCGACAUGUUUUUCAUUGUACAUUCUUUUCCCCUCACAAAUGGGUGUGUGGUUUUGUAUUUUUCUAUUUGCAAACAAUUUUCUGGUGCAUAUGGUAGCCAUUUGAGAGAGAAAAAAUAUCCUGAAAAAUAGUAGCAUCCUGGUUAAUCAAUGUAAUAUUUCAACUUGUUGUAAAUCCAAAUUGUACAGUGUACCAAUAAAAUGAUCUGCCAUA
Salvelinus fontinalis (brook trout) is the source of this 3403-nucleotide messenger RNA. Its product is annotated as arrestin domain-containing protein 1-like. The coding region runs from base 110 to 1444 and encodes 444 amino acids. The transcript is spliced from 8 exons. Gene Ontology annotation, cellular component: cytoplasm. The record is from RefSeq and is a predicted model, not a curated record. Lineage: Eukaryota; Metazoa; Chordata; Actinopteri; Salmoniformes; Salmonidae. Gene Ontology annotation, molecular function: ubiquitin-like ligase-substrate adaptor activity; ubiquitin protein ligase binding. Gene Ontology annotation, biological process: protein transport.